Molecule: messenger RNA, 2640 nt
Organism: Adineta ricciae
Lineage: Eukaryota; Metazoa; Rotifera; Eurotatoria; Adinetida; Adinetidae
Source: the annotation of a GenBank genome assembly
AUGGUCUCUUCAACGAACAUCCAAUCGUAUCAUAUUACCAAACCUGUUAUUCUCUGGUUGGACUCCGAUGCAAGUCAUGCGGAGAAACAUACCAAAUAUUUACUUGAUAAUAAUCGAGAUCUGAUUGAUUCUGUUCGUGUUCAUGGCAAUAUCGGCGAAUGCAUUGACUUUUUCCGAUCAGUUACAAAUGCAAAUAUAGUUUUAGUCAUCACAAGCUCAUUUCCCUCUGAUAAACUUCGCUAUUUAAUGAAAUAUGCAGAAGAGAUGAUUAUGAUCGAUUCAGUGUUCGUAUUUACCGAUCAAUUAUCAGAGGAACAAACUUAUUUGAAUGAUUGCAGCAAAUUGCAUGGAAUAUUUGUACAAAUCGAACACUUUUCUUUUGCAAUACGAUGUCGCUUUGAUUUACCUCACGUGGAUUCGAAAUCCAGCAAUAGUAUUUCCUCUAUUGAUGAAAGCCCGGCUGAAUUGGAUUCAUUCAAUGUAUAUUCGAAACUAUUUUUUGACUUAAUAACUCAACUUUCGUAUGAUGAUACAGCCAGAAAGGAAGGAUUUAAUGCCUGUCGUAAGUUUUACACUGACGAUGGAAAAAAAUUGAAAGACAUCAAUGUGUUCGAAGAGAAUUACUCACGGCACUCACCAAUGUGGUGGUUCAUAAAGCAAUCAAUACUGAAUGAUGUGAUGAGAAAUGCUCUAGUCACACAAAAUUGGGAUAUGCUAAUCCAAACGGGCAUGUUCAUACGUGAUCUUCAUCGAGAAAUCAAACAAAUUUACUCUACGGCAAAGCAAACGAGCAAGUUCGCGGUUUAUUUUGGACAACGAAUGUCUUCUAGUGAUUUUGAACAAUCUAUGAAAUCGAGAAAAGGUCAUCUGCAUGUUUUCCAUUGUUUUCUUCUAACCUCUCUAGAUCGACAAGUCGCUGUUCGUUCUCUGAAGUCUGAUCAUCCACAUUUGAGGAUCAUUUUUGAAAUGGAAAUCGAUCCGUGUCAGUCUACAAUUCCCUAUGCUUAUUUGAAUGAUAGUAGUUAUUAUUCGGAAGGGGAAAACAUCGUUGUUUUAUCUUCACAUUCGAUAUUUCAAAUUAACGACAUAACUUAUGAUAAAGAUGAUUUAUGGAAAGUGAAAUUAAUCUUAACUUAUCAUAUUAAUCCACGAUUAAAACCAAUGACUGACUAUAUUAGAGACGAAUGUUUACAUGCAACUGGCUGGGAAUCAUUAGCAGCAUUGCUACAUAAAAUGGGCAGAGCUGAUAAAGCUAUGGACGUUUUGAAAAAGUCAGAGGAAGUAAUUGUGGAAACAAAUGAUAAUACAUCAAUGAGAAUGUUAGCAUCAAACCAGAAUAAUAUGGGUUUUGUCAAUGAUUCUAUGGGAGAAUAUGCAACUGCUCUUGAAAAUUAUGAAAAAGCUCUGAAAACUCAAGAGGCAUAUUUACCUCCGGAUCAUCCAUGUGUAGCCAUAAUCUAUAACAAUAUUGCCAUGACAUAUCGAUCGCUAGGAGAUUAUCGCAAUGCGCUCUUGUAUUGUAACAAAGCACUAACCAUUCGAUCGAAUUUACCGUCAACAAAUCAUAAAGAAUUAGCUAAUUCUUACAGUUCUCUUGGCAUGAUAUACGAAUCACAGGGCGAUUAUAGGAAUGCUCUCUCAUACUAUGAAAAAACCUACGAAAUUCAGAAAUCUUCACUUCAAUCCGAUGAUCCAUCUUUCGCUUUGAGUUAUAACAAUUUGGGUGCGAUCAACUGUUUACUUGGUGAUUAUUCAAAAGCAUUAUCAUAUUAUGAACAAACAUUACGAAUUCAAGUCGCUACUCUCCUGUCAAAUCAUUCGUCUCUAGCCGCCACUUACAGUAGGAUAGGUCACAUUUAUCAACUAACGGGUAAAUUCACCUAUUCCCUAUUCUAUUAUGAAAAGGCUUUGAAAAUUCAACAGAAAGUUCACCCAACUAAUCCACUCUUAACAGCAACUAUAUAUAAUAAUAUAGGUUUGUUAUAUCGUUUAAUGGAAAGAUAUCCGAAUGCUCAAUUGUAUUACAGAAAAGCGUUACGAAUUGAAAAAAAAAUCUUUCAGUCGGAUCAUCCAUCAUUAGGAAUGACGUACAACAAUUUAGCUUAUGUACAUCAAUGUAUUGGUGAAUAUCAAACAGCAGUCGCUCUGUAUGAAACAACAUUAAAGAUCUGGCAAACAUCUUAUCCUUCAGAUCAUCCAUUACUUGCCACCAUUUACAAUAAUUUAGGUACUAUUCAAGACUCAUUACGAAAUCACCAGGAAGCACUUUCUCAAUACCAAAAAGCAUUCGAAAUUCUACGCAAAUCAUCUGCUACGAAUCCAUUAAACCUUGCAGCUAUUUAUAAUAAUAUGGGUGAAGUUUAUCGAUCUAUUGGAGAUUAUCGCAACGCCAUGUCGCAUUAUCGAGAGACACUGUCAAUCGAAGAAAAGCAUCUUUCUCCUGAUCAUCCGUCAUUAGCCAUUACUUUGAGUAAUAUGGCUACAGCAUUGGAUAAGAAUAAACAAAUAGAUGAAGCAUUGGGAUAUGCAGAACGAGCUUUCGAUAUUGUGCGCCGAGCAUUUGGACCAAGCCACUCAGAAACAGCACGAUACCAAAAAUAUUUGAAUGAAUUACAAAAUAAACGGGUGUUCUCUGGGUGA